Messenger RNA from Arabidopsis lyrata subsp. lyrata, 803 nucleotides. Its product is annotated as calmodulin-7. The record is from RefSeq and is a predicted model, not a curated record. Gene Ontology annotation, molecular function: enzyme regulator activity; calcium ion binding. The coding region runs from base 92 to 541 and encodes 149 amino acids. NCBI's taxonomy places the organism in Eukaryota, Viridiplantae, Streptophyta, Magnoliopsida, Brassicales, Brassicaceae. The transcript is spliced from 2 exons.
GAAGAACAUUCACUCUCACGCGCUUCAACUUUCUCAGAAACAAGAAAAAUUCACAGCAAAAUUUUCUCGAGAAAAUCCGAAGCAAAAAAAAAUGGCGGAUCAGCUUACCGAUGACCAGAUCUCCGAGUUCAAGGAAGCUUUCAGCCUAUUCGACAAAGACGGAGAUGGUUGCAUCACUACAAAGGAGCUUGGGACUGUGAUGAGAUCACUUGGGCAGAACCCAACAGAAGCUGAGCUUCAGGACAUGAUCAACGAAGUAGAUGCAGAUGGGAACGGGACAAUAGAUUUCCCGGAGUUCCUGAACCUAAUGGCACGUAAGAUGAAAGACACAGAUUCAGAGGAGGAACUUAAGGAAGCCUUCAGGGUUUUUGACAAGGACCAGAAUGGUUUCAUCUCGGCAGCUGAGCUUCGUCACGUGAUGACAAAUCUUGGGGAGAAGCUGACGGAUGAGGAAGUCGAUGAGAUGAUCCGAGAGGCUGAUGUCGAUGGUGAUGGUCAGAUCAACUAUGAGGAGUUCGUCAAAGUCAUGAUGGCAAAGUGAGAAUCUUCUUAUCCCUCGAAAUCCCAAGUCUGUUUAUUUAUUUCCGUCUUUAAACUGAGAAAAGUAAUUUAUUGAACCAAAAGAAACAGAGAGAUUUGCUUCGUUGUUUGUUUUGUUGGUCGUAAUUUUUUGGUAACGUUGCUUCUUCUUUAUUUGAUUGCUUCUUCCUUCAUCUUCGGUUUUGUUAUGUCCGUGAAGUUUGAACUCAAAGUUUGCUUUAGUCUCUUGACCAUUUGAUAUUAUUAUUCUCUCUUUUCUUUUA